Acyrthosiphon pisum (pea aphid) is the source of this 615-nucleotide messenger RNA. RefSeq lists its product as uncharacterized. The coding region runs from base 1 to 615 and encodes 204 amino acids. The transcript is spliced from 3 exons. NCBI's taxonomy places the organism in Eukaryota, Metazoa, Arthropoda, Insecta, Hemiptera, Aphididae. The record is from RefSeq and is a predicted model, not a curated record. Gene Ontology annotation, molecular function: protein dimerization activity.
AUGGCAGCAAAUGACCCUAAGCUGAGAAAAGUUGAGUUGAGUCAUUUAGAAUGGCAACAAGUAGACAUAUUAUUUACAACUCUUUUACCCGCAAAAAUUUUUACUAAAAAAUUGCAAUAUGAGCAAUUGACUCUUACUGAUUUUUAUGGAGCUUGGAUUGCUUGUAGAAUCGAAACAGAAUCCUUGAACAAUACAUUUUCUAAUAAGUUGGUACAGUGUUUGAGAUCUAGGGAACUAAAUAUUAUGAACAACCAAGUUCUUCUAACAGCAAUUUUCUUAGAUCCCCGAUUCAACAUAACAUUGACAGAAUAUCAAUAUAUACUUGAAGAUUUUCUGAAACAGAAAGAAAAUGAUAACCAGUGCAGUUCAAUUUCAAGUUCAACUUCAAGCCAACAAAAUUCUCAAAAUUCACUUUCAACAAAAAUGGAAACUUUAUUAAAAACAUACAAAUUAGAUGAAAAGAGAUUAAGCCACAAGACAAAUAUUCUAGAGUACUGGAAGACAAUGAAGACAAAAUACCCAGAAAUUUAUCAGCUGGCACAAAUAGUUUUUUUUGUUCCGGCAACCCAGAUGCAAUAUAACACCUGCACACCUAGAAGACCAAUUACUAGUUAG